UGUAAUAGCUGAAUACUUCUGCAGAGCAGAGCGGUAGCUAUGUUGAGUCUCUGCUCCCAUCGAUGCAGGAAAAUUAUGACUACUUUUCACCGAUUUCCGUUUCUGCAGAGCCAAUGAGAACUAAACUGCGCGCUUUAAAGCUGCGCAGUCUGCGCUCAUCUGAACCCUUUCCGUCAAACCCAACGGACCGGACGCACCGCAGCUGGCGCAAAGUGAGAAACAAUUUCUGCAGAGGUCCCAGGAGUUACCUCACCUCCACCAUGACUGAUCGCUUCGACUGCUACUACUGUCGCGACAACCUGCACGGCAAGAAGUACGUGAAGAAGGACGAGAAGCACGUUUGCACCAAGUGCUUCGACAAACUCUGCGCCAACACCUGCGCAGAGUGCCGACGCCCAAUCGGAGCCGACUCAAAGGAGCUCCACCAUAAGAACCGCUACUGGCAUGAGGAUUGUUUCCGAUGUGCUAAAUGCUACAAGCCACUGGCCAAUGAGCCGUUCAGCGCCCGAGACGAUGGCAAGAUCAUGUGUGGGAAAUGCGGUUCCAGGGAGGACGGCAACCGCUGCCAGGGCUGCUACAAGGUGGUGAUGCCAGGGUCGCAGAACGUGGAGUAUAAGAACAAGGUGUGGCAUGACGAAUGCUUCACCUGCUUCGAGUGCAAGCAGCCAAUCCGCACGCAGAGCUUCCUGGCCAGAGGUGAUGACAUCUACUGCGCUCCGUGCCACGAGAAGAAGUUUGCCAAGAAAUGCUUCAAGUGCAAGCAGCCCAUCACCUCUGGAGGGAUCAGCUACCAGGACCAGCCCUGGCACUCGGAGUGCUUCGUGUGCGAGACGUGCCGUAAACCUCUGUCAGGAACGCGCUUCACCUCCCAUGAGGAUCACGUUUACUGUGUGGACUGCUACAAGACCGACGUGGCCAAGAAGUGCCACGGCUGCAAGAACCCAAUCACAGGGUUCGGCCACGGCACCAACGUGGUGAACUACGAGGGAUUCUCCUGGCACGAGUAUUGCUUCACCUGCAAAAAAUGCUCCCUGUCCCUCGCCAACAAGCGCUUCGUUAUCAACGCAGAGCAAAUUUACUGCCCCGACUGCGCCAAGAAGCUGUAAACACUUUGAUUCAUGAGGAAACCGAUUGGUAUGGAAGACAAUUAGGGCCACUGAAAAAAUGGUUUUUCUCAUAAUUCUGUGUCAAACUCAUUCUGAAUGUCAACUAUGUCAGCAUAUAAAAAAUAUUCUUGUUAUAAGAUUUAUAAAUCUGCACUUUAUCCACACUGAAAGCCUGCUUCAAAUUUAUUUGAUAGAUUUUAAUUUUAAGAUCGGAAUUGCAAAGACAAUUUGACAAUUUCGAACAAAUUUUCAACUUUUAGAGUGCAAGAAAUUUCUCAGUUUUUCUUCUAACACAUUUCUGAGGGAAUUGUUUUAAAAAAAAAAAGUCAGAAUAAUUUUUUUUGUGGCUCUAAUCUUCUGCAGCUUUGAGUUUAGAUUGUGACUCAAACUGAAUUAUUUCAGAAUUAGGAUGCAUGCAGUUUUUGUUUUUGUUGGUGAAUCAAGAUGAGACUCAAGUUUUCUGCCAUCUGCUUUUGCACUAAAGUUUCCAAUCUUCAGCAAUGCAACAUGUCUCAGUUUCUGGAGUUCAUCUCCAAUAUGGCAGCAGAAUUUACAAAGUGGGAUUAUAAUCUGAUGUUUUUAGGGAUUCUCUGUUGCCUUGUGUUUCUAACGUAACUUUAGUGCCUUAAAGGAAUCGUUUCUGGAUUAAAUGCUUUUAUUCUGCCAGUUGCUGCUCAAGCAUAACAGCUUUGAUUAAUAAUUAUGUUACAUGUUAGACAUAUAAAAUAUGCUGUGGGUUUGUGAUCCAUGCUGGAUAAUCUGACCAGGUAUUAGGACCAUUGUGGAUAAAAAAGGUGCCUUUCUGCCAAAAACUUAACUUUUCUAACAUUUUCUAGAAAAAACAAAAAAACGUUGACGUUUCUGAGUUUCAAAAUGAAAAAGACUUUAGAAACAAUGAAAAGCUUUUUGUAGAAAAUUUCUGAAAUUAAUUUCUAACUUUCAGUUUUUUCUUGAAAAUUUUCAACAUUUGGUGCUCAGAAAUUUCCAAGUUUCUUUUCUAGAAAAUUUCUGAUGAAUCUAAAAAUUGCUAUUUUUUUUAUAGCAAAUAUUUGACUUUUGGAGCUCAAGAAAUUUCUGAGAAUAAAAAAUUUUUUUGAAGGUUUUUGGCAAAAAUGUACUCUUUGCCCCUCCUCCAUUUAUAAAAGCCCUAACGCCAUCAUAGGAUAAUAAACCUGUUGCUUAGUUAAAACCUGAAGCUUAAAGGAAACAAAUAAAAGGAUGUAUAGAG
Gambusia affinis (western mosquitofish) is the source of this 2334-nucleotide messenger RNA. RefSeq names its product four and a half LIM domains 1a (gene fhl1a). The record is from RefSeq and is a predicted model, not a curated record. Lineage: Eukaryota; Metazoa; Chordata; Actinopteri; Cyprinodontiformes; Poeciliidae. Gene Ontology annotation, biological process: muscle organ development. The transcript is spliced from 7 exons. Gene Ontology annotation, molecular function: transmembrane transporter binding. The coding region runs from base 63 to 1106 and encodes 347 amino acids.